Molecule: messenger RNA, 2371 nt
Organism: Toxorhynchites rutilus septentrionalis
Lineage: Eukaryota; Metazoa; Arthropoda; Insecta; Diptera; Culicidae
Exons: 7
Coding region: 318-1421 (367 amino acids)
Source: RefSeq, a predicted model, not a curated record
GGGCAAACAAGCGAAAGCGGAACGCAUUGUGUGAAUUUGGUUCAUUGUGUGUUUAUCUUGCUGGUGACAGGGCGAGAUGUGCGUGGGUGGAAGGCAAUCGCCACAGCAGAAGUAAGAUACGUUUCCGCGUUCCGAGGCAAAAUGGUGUACUUCACGGAGCCCGGUAAUUCACAUAUGUCAAUUGCGAAAAAGGCCACUGGAAUAGCGUUCGAGCAGGGCAUUCGCAACGGAAUCAUUGGUUAACGCAGCUGUAUAAAUAACGGAGUCGAACACGAGCCUCGAAAACGCUUGCAGCUUGCUUAUUUCAGUAGUACGUCAUGUGUUGUACAAAAACUGCUUUACAGUUGAAGACACGUUAUGAGAUAUCAUCUGGGUACACUGCUCCACGGUACUCGGAAUACUGCACACAAACCGUCAAAAUCGUUUUUGUUUACAAUCUGCUACCAAAGUGGUUCUCUCCGUUUUUCUUGUCCGUGUUAAUACGUGUAAAAAUGAACAAAGGAGAUUACUUCAACGUUGUGCAAACAUUAGAGGCAGGGACUCCGAUGCUGUCGGUGGUUCCGCAUCAAUGGAUAGAAGGGAAGUUUCUGUUAUGGCCUGGGAAGAAUGCUAGCGUUAUAUGUAAAGAUGUUUCUUCGAAACCUACUGCUUCUUGGACAAAAAUUCCCUGUAUAGUUAAGAGGAAGUACAUUCCAACAUACGCUGAAGCGGAACAGGAGGCCGCUGAUUUAUCGGGAAUGUCCACAGAUGUAUCAGACUACAUACCGAAGAUAAAACAUGCAAAAAACGCCAAGACUGUUGCAUCCAGAAAGAGUUAUGAUUUUAAUCACCUCAUGGGUAAAUCCGGCUCAUGCUCUCCAUAUUUUCAUCAAGAUGCAUCCACACAAAAUCAACUAAAUCCUCCAGCUGCUGUCUCUCAGCCAUUAGACAGGCUUCGCCUCCAAUCUGAACCUACAAAACCGCCGCAGGACUUUCAAGAAGAAGUGAACCGACGAUCUUCUCAACAAUAUCAACAACCUCAGCCAAUCUUCGAAGUUAUCAAUCAAGAUAACCUUUUGCAGCAGAGCGCAAUGGAAGACAACCUUAUUUCCGGAGGAUACGUGCUGAAUAUUGAGCAGCCUGUGAUUAAUGACGAUAUAAUCGUACAGAAGAUUUCAAAAAAAAUUGAAGACGAAUGCAAGAAAACUAAAAACGAAAUGAUCAGUACGUUUGAAUCUAUGCUGGCGAAGACUGUAGCCGCAUUGAAAAGCGAUUUUGAUAUGAAAUUGGCAGCCGCGUUCCGUCUUCGAGAGAACCAGGAUAGAGUAUGUCAUGAAACGAAAUUGGCGAAACCUUUAUCAACAAUUUUGUCAUCUUCAUGCAAAAAAUCAUUGGUCAUACUGGAGACAACUGUAAUGGAUAUAACACAUGUUACUCUUUGAUUGACCAAUUCUUCGACCGCAAGAUCAUGUUGCAUUGCUCGUGGAGUGGGGGUAGCAAGAGCGAUACCCCUAAAUUUGCAAUAAAAGAAUGCAAAAACAUCCUGAACGUAUUUUUUAGAAUUGUUCAUAAUGUGAAUCCCAACUUUUCUAAAAAAUUGCUGGAGGAUUUUUUUAAACAAGUUUUGCGGAAUUCGAAAGCACGGAGUCAAGCAAAAGGCUUGCGUCAGUCAUCGAUCCAUCGCCGUGGCAAGCGGAUGGCGGAAAGGUCCAUUAAAAGUAAGAUGACUUUGCUUUUACAACUUGUGUCUAUAAUAAUUUAUUGAAUACUUUUUAGGUUCAAGCGAUCUUGAUAAAUCCAGCCUAUCAGAAGGCCAUUAUCCUAGUACAAAUAGAACAAAAGAAGAAAACGUCGAACAGGAAUCUGGGAACGUGAAAUAUGAAGAUGAUGGAGACACUGAUGACAACAAUUAUGGUGACGAUGAAAAUGACGGCAACGAUGAUAGUGAAGUUGACUGAUGACAAGAUGACAAGGAUAUCGCUUCUCGGCCUAAAGGCUAAGAUCAAAGAAAAGAUGACAAGGAUGAAAAUAAAGAAUAUAACGCUGCACGUUACGAACUGCCUAGGUAUUUUAUUUCUUUCCAUAAUUUACAUAUUAUUUGAAGCGCUUUUUUUAUUUAUCGUACAUAUAUAUAACUGUUUUUCCUUGUUUUAUGUAAUAAAAAUGUUUGCAGACUGUCUCACGAAAAAGUAUAUGAAUGUAAUAAGAUUGUGAUUUUUGAUAUAUUUCAUGAUAUUAUCCUGCACAAAUUGUAUGGAGAAGUGGAAGUAAUACAAUGGUGUUUUGUGUGUAAGGAACCGCUACGAAUUUGCAAGUAAUAUCGUUUAUGUUAUAUGUUUUACCUGAUUUCAAAAAUAAUUUUACUAGAAAAAUAUACAAAUAUGAUGAACGA